Sesamum indicum (sesame) is the source of this 1321-nucleotide messenger RNA. Its product is annotated as partner of Y14 and mago. Gene Ontology annotation, cellular component: exon-exon junction complex; cytoplasm. Gene Ontology annotation, biological process: exon-exon junction complex disassembly. Gene Ontology annotation, molecular function: RNA binding. Lineage: Eukaryota; Viridiplantae; Streptophyta; Magnoliopsida; Lamiales; Pedaliaceae. The record is from RefSeq and is a predicted model, not a curated record.
UUACUAAUUCAUUUUUUGGUCCGUCGAGUACAAAAAUUAUGAGUUUGAUAUUUUUUUCAAGGGCCAGCAGUAGUAGACCUACUGGACUGUUCAAUAAAGUUCCACUUUCUUUGAUUUCAGCUUUAGGAAAAAUGAAGAGACAAGUAGAAGUGGGCCAAGGCCCAAACUCUUUUCAAGGGAAGGCCCAAGACAGUGGAAGAUUCGGCCUGUUCCUUGCAACCCAAUCACAAAAAUCUCCCGCAUUUCAGUUCUUAAUUAUUAAUCAAAAUAUUAAUGCCAUGAGCUUCAGCUCUCUGCGCGUAAUCAUUUCUCUGAUUCUCAACUAAUUAAUCAAGAAUUAAGCACUCCUCCGUCUAGCUUUUGAUUGUAGGAAAUAGCAGUGAUUAUCAAAAAUAACGAUGGCGAGCACUGGAGAUGGAGGAGCGGAGGAUGCGAAGGAGUUGGCGGCUGAGCUGGGCACAACCCUAAGAGAAGGGGAGAGGAUCCUCACACCGACGCGGCGCCCCGAUGGAACCCUCCGUAAGCCUAUUCGGAUUCGCGCCGGUUAUGUCCCCCAAGAAGAAGUCGCCAUUUACCAAUCGAAAGGCGCACUUUGGAGGAAGGAUAUGUCGGCGACGCAAGAGGUGCCGCCGGGAUAUGAUCAGGUGGUGGAACCUAAACCAAAGUCUAAAUCGGCUAAGAGGAAUGAGAGGAAGAAAGAAAAGCGUCAGCAGGCCGCCCUUGAAAAGGGUAAGGAUUCAGAACAAAAUGAUGUCUUCUCAGUUGAUGAUCCAAUUGACCUUCCAGAAAAUGUGGAAUCUGUUUCAUCAAAGAUGAAUGGGCUCUCUCUUUCUGGAAAUGCCUCUUUGGCGACACCUCCUACAAGUUCAACCGAGUGUUCAACUCCAGAGGGUCAAGUUCAGGAUAUUGAUAAGAAGGUUCGAGCACUGAAGAAGAAGAUUCGGAUGACUGAAGCUCAGAGGCAAAACACUGCGGAGAAAGACAUGAAACCAGAACAAUUGGAAAAAGUGGCCAAAUUAGAAGGUUGGCAGAAUGAGUUGAAGCUUUUGGAAGAUAAGAAAGCAGAAUUAACAGCAUCUAUUUUGUGACAUGAGAUGCACAGAUAGGGCAAUAUGAUUGUAUACUUAUGCGUUGUUUUAAAAACGUGAACAAUGGCUCUAGCCUCUAGCCCAAUAAUAGAAGUGUUACUUGUCCAGGUUUUGUAUUCAUGGCCAUAGGUAGUAGCUUGUCUCUGUUGCCUGAGCUGUUUUAUUCGAUCAGACAUGUUGAAACUGGUUCCACUGGUUUAACAAUAAAAGAUACACAGUCCGUUUAGGGAGAA